CUUCCGCUGGAGCUACCAAGCAGUUGGGCUGGGAUGAUUACUUCUCCCAGCGCCACGCUCUCUUCUUCGCUGUUUGGCGUUUCUAGAGGGGAUCGCUCGCGUCAAUUCCGUCUCUCUUCUGUAGCCUCCCGACUCUCGCCUUCCAAGCCACAACAUCUCUCCAAUAGCCGCCGGCAAUUUCUCCGGCGAUCCUCACCGGUCCUCAUGCCAUCCGGCUCCCUCCUUCGCCCACCGUUUCAACUCAACGACGAGUCCGAUUUCGAACAGAUCGUCUCCUCCGAUGGCCUCCUCUCCAUCUGCGGCUUCGGUUCUCUCCUCUCCGAGCGCAGUGCGAGAAGUACAUUUCCGGAUUUGAUCAACUUCAGACUUGCUAAACUGAACGGCUUUAGGCGCAUUUUUGCUCAUGCUGCUCCAAUUUUCUUUGAGCGUGGCAUCGCCAAUCCUGAUACAAAGGAAAUUUCCAGCUUAAGUGUUGAGCCUUGUGAUGGUGAACCCCUUGUUGUUACUGUCUUUGAAAUUCAAAAAUCAGGGAUACCUUCUUUUAUUGAGAGGGAGCAUGAGUUUCGGUUUUUAGCCGUCUUACCUGAAACACUGGAUGGAAAGCUGUAUAUUAGCCCUGCAGUGCUUUGCACACGGUUUAGCGAUGAGGAAUACUUUCAAAUCAGAUGCAAAGGUAGUCAAGAGAUCUUUUUUCAGCGAUACGGACGCUACAACAUCCACAAAAUUUGGCGAGAUGACAUCUUACCUUGCCGUGUUUAUCUUCGGCACUGUGUUUUAGCAGCAAAGAAUCUGGGUGAUGCAGCCUACAACAAUUUCCUGGAUCACACUUUCCUUGGGGACCGCGAAACGACCAUCCGUGAGUACUUGGCCGCAGCUGGUUCAGGCAUAAUGGAAGAGGAGCCUCCAGAACCACUCAAGGCCAGGUAUGGUGGUUGAUGGCAUUGAGGAGGAGCUUCUGAGCAAAGACCCAUCUGGUGGUGGACAGUAGCUAGUCCGCACAGUCAAUUGAGUGGUAAGCUGUGGAAGAAACUCUGCAUCCAUGUGAAACUCAAGAUUUCGAAAAGGUUAUCAGUGGGGAAGCUGGAAAAUCUGAAUAACAUUCUCCUGCGAUUCAUUUUUAAGGGGAACAAGUAAUUUCUCAUGUAGUGAGUCAGCUUAUUAGAUUUUAUCUAUUCCCAGCUAUGCAUUAGUUGUUUUCUUCAACUAGCAGCCGACAGGGAAUGCUUUGUCAUUUCUUGCUUGCAGUUGUAUCAAAAUUCUAUAAGCAAGCUACUACUCUUACUGGCUUCAUUUUGAAUCAACCAACAACAAUUCAAAAUAUCCAAUCCAAAUCCAAUGUUAUGGCGUCUGUUCAACUUA
Molecule: messenger RNA, 1359 nt
Organism: Diospyros lotus (date-plum)
Lineage: Eukaryota; Viridiplantae; Streptophyta; Magnoliopsida; Ericales; Ebenaceae
Exons: 8
Coding region: 34-936 (300 amino acids)
Source: RefSeq, a predicted model, not a curated record